AGAAGAAGAAGAGACGGUGCACAUUACUGAUAUUGUCUCCCUCCCACAAUUAGUUUUUCGCAAUUUUCUCGCGUUUUCCGCCGAAUUUUCCGGGGAAAUUGUGCUUUUUGUGAUCAGGAAGCGACGCCGCGUCGAUUAGCAUAAAAAAAACUCACCUACACAAAAUGCCAGAGUGAGAGGAAAGUAUUUUUCUCAUGCUAUCUCGCAUUUUAAAUUUUUCGUAAUCCGAAAAGUUCUUCGAAUCCAGCUACAGCGCCUCUCGCGGUUAACACACGCAGCAAGACAAAACAGCUGAUUUUUUGUUUGGAAAACAGAGAGGGAAUUUUUUGACGUUGAAAAAAGAAAAAUGCCGCGAAAAGGUGAAAAAGGUGAAACAGAGAAAAAGUUAGAGAAGAAAAAGAAAGACAAAAAGGAAAAGGAUGCGGGAAAAUUGAAGAAGAAAAAGACGAUUCGUUCGACAAAGAGAAAAUCAGUGAAACAAACAAAAGAGGUGCCGUCGCGUCCAAAGAAACCUCAACUAAACACCGAUCCAACUCCGGAGAAUAUCAAAUGUCAGGAAUGGCUGAGGGAGCAGAAGAGACAGAGAUUUAGGUACCCAAAGAUUGACCUCAACGCGGAGAGUGAAUCCGAUUGGGAGGAUGAAGAAGAGGAGUCAGAUAUGAAUCUGGCCAAUUUGCCUCGAGAUGGGAAGAAGACUCUUGUGAAUGUUUUGUACAACUGUGAGUGGUCCAAGUGUACAGCCCUAUUUGAGGACGCUGCAAUGUACAAAGAUCAUGUGGAGCUGCACCUCAUGAGUGUUGGGGAGAACAAGAAAAGCAACGAAUUUCGAUGCCUCUGGGAUCUGUGCAAAUUCACAACGGAAGAUAGGUCUGCCUGGACUCGUCAUGUACGCUACCACACGUACCACUCAAAGCUCAUGACUGUGGGAGAUAGUUUGAGGAGUCAAAUGAACUUCCCACGAUGUAUGCACGAUUCAGAGCAGCGAAACAUGAUCCCGGACACUCCGUAUGAUUUCCUGUGUGAAUGGGAUGAAUGCUGCUGGAAGACAAACAGUAUUCUCGAUCAUUUUGCCCACGUCAACACACACGGAGAGUUGGAGGUGGAAUUUGCAAGAUGGGACAAGCAGAGUGAGAAGGUGUUCAAAUGCCGAUGGAUUGGAUGCGAGAAGACCUUUGGGAAGCGCGAAAGCCUCAUGAAGCACAUCCGUAGCCAUACAAAUGAGAAAACUGUUGCCUGUGACAACUGUGGAGCAAUGUUCAUUCACAAUUCCAGCUACUUUGACCACUGCAAGCGCCAACUCAUCCACAACACUAUGGAGUACGUUUGUCCACUUUGUCAUCGCUUAUUUGCCACUCAGCGUCUUCUCAAGAACCACUUGCGUCUCCAUGUGAACUGCCACAAAUGCCAUCUGUGCGACAUGACGUGUCCAUCGAUGGCGCACCUCACAAUUCACAUUCGGCACCGUCAUAUGGAGGAACGACCCUUCAAAUGCCCUCUUUGUCCCUUCAAGAGUGUCUUACAGCAGGAUCUGGAGACGCACAGCAUCAUCCAUGGACCACGCAAGGUGUUCGAGUGUAGUCAGUAUGACUGCAACUUCACCAGUUGCUCCCCGAAGAGUCUCAAGCGGCACGAAUCCCUCAAGCAUAUGGGACCUCAUGCAAAGAUCUAUCUCUGCGACUGCUGCGGGAGGAAGUAUCUGCGCGGAGACUCGAUUUCCAUGCACCUCAAGAAGGCGCAUGGCUACAAAGUUCCUCCCGGAAGCUCCCGAUUCUUCUACAGGGAGGGAGAUGAUGGCUUCUACCACGUACAAACGAUGAGGAUUGAGAGUUUGGAGGUAACAAAGCAAAUCAUGGCAACCAAAAAGACUGCAAAAAAUCGUCGUGGAACGACAAAGUAUGCUCUGAGUGAUCCAGUCAUUGCAGACGAUGGCGUCGUGAAGCUAAAUGUGAAAGAGCUACCAAAGGAUAACAACGACAUGGAUGAGGAAGAUGAAGAAGAGGAUGAUGACACGGAAAAGGCUGAUCAGGAGCAAAAUGAGAUGCAAAGUGAUGUUGAACCGAAGCAAGGACUCAGCAUGCCUCUGACGGAAGAUAUUGAAGAAGAGAGUCCUCCGAAGAAGAAUAUAACUGACUUUACAAUGAUGAAGAGGUACCUCAAGAGCAUUGAGGAGAACAAGACAGCCUGAAGGAUGUUUUAGGCAAACCUAAACGUAUUUUAUGAAUAAAGAGUCUUCCUGCUACAAA
Molecule: messenger RNA, 2243 nt
Organism: Lutzomyia longipalpis
Lineage: Eukaryota; Metazoa; Arthropoda; Insecta; Diptera; Psychodidae
Gene: Hinfp
Product: histone H4 transcription factor
Exons: 4
Coding region: 347-2185 (612 amino acids)
Biological process (GO): regulation of transcription by RNA polymerase II
Molecular function (GO): DNA-binding transcription factor activity; RNA polymerase II cis-regulatory region sequence-specific DNA binding
Source: RefSeq, a predicted model, not a curated record